AUUCGGGAAGAAGAAACACGAAAUCCCCCCGCGCUUGGAGUUUGUUUACAUUCCGUGAGGAUUGAGCUGACUUCAGAUUUCAAUAAAUGACAGUUUCAGAGAUGGCAGGUCCAGCGGAUCACAGUGACAGCGCGUCCGGUUCUGCUCUUCAGGCUGUGUUUGAACAGCUGCGGUCCGCUCACACUCUCUCCCUGACCCUCGCCAGGCCGCUGUGCCUGGCUGUCGUCGCUCUGGACCGGUACUUGAGCUUACAACAUCCCUCCGGUGAGAGCUACAGCUACGACCUGACGAUCACGGACGGCCGAUGGAGGAUGAAGUGUCAGCUGGCGGACAGUCUGACCCGCUGGGUCCGGACGGGUUCGCUGCGCUGCGGGGCGGGGGUCCUGGUGUCCCUGCUGUCGUUGGUUCACGAUGAGACGAGACUGAGUCACAGUUACCUGAGGAUAGACGGGAUUCACGGCGUCGUGGAGCUUCCUGAGAGAUUUCUGUCUAUUAAAGACGUUGAGACAAUUCCGCAGUGGUGCCAGGACUAUGUGACCCGAUCCGAUGGACCCCUGCAGCUGAGCAGAAAAUAUUAUUUACCACUGUGGAUAAACGAUGAUCCUUUUGGGAGCGUGUGGAUUCCUAACAACCCACCUCCAGACGUGGUUAUUGAUGUCUCUAGAAUCACUCUUCUUGCGGAUCUGGAUGCAUUCUUUCACAGCUCCAGACGUCCUCUCCCACUACUGGUCCGAAUUCUGCAUAGAUCCAGAAUCCGGUACUAUGGAAAACCAGGACAGAACAUUGACUUCCCAUUUCAGGUGUACUGUGAGGUGGCUGAUCAGAGUGGCGUCAUGUCUAUGGUUGUAUGGAAUGAUCUUUGUCCUGAGUGGUUCAAGCGACUGACAGUCGGCUCAGUUCUAUAUCUGCAGCAGUACUCGUUGAAACACAGUUAUCAGAAGCGCUCUAGACCACAGAUCCACACACUCUCUCUUAUGACUUUCCACUCUAUUGAGAUCUGCUUAAAUCCUCGAAGUCCUGCAUCUGUAGUGACGGUAAUUCCACCAAAAAGUGUUCAGCCUCAGUGGGGUCUGCCUGAUGUCCCAUACAACUUUGCCACAAGGUCAGAGGUGGACUCAAUGAACAGUAACCAAGCCUGUGAUGUCAUUGGUCUAGUGACUUAUGUGGGCCGGGUUGAGCGAAUCAGGAGCAAGGAAAAGACAGGACCUGAAAAGUUUUGGGCGUAUCGCUGGGUACAUGCAGUGGAUGGGACAACUGACUCUCCCUUUAUCCUUGAGAUCUUCUCCUCAUCCCAGCCAGAGAUUUUCAACAACAUCUGUCCUAUGACGUAUCUGGUGUGCACUCAGAUGAGGGUGUGUCAGACAGGCUGUUCUGUGUAUCUGACCAGUAGCACAGAAACACAGCUCUUCAUCACGGGCUGCCAUAAAAAGCAGCCCUACGUCAAUGAGCCAAAAGUUAAAGCGUUCAUCCAGUGGACCAAGACACUGAAGGACAGUGUCAUGCUGCGGAGGACUGCAGUUGGAGGACAUUACCGCUACCCUCCUGCCCCACCCACCUUCACACCAACCACCACCAAUAGCAACAUGACCAAUGAGUUUUCUAUAACAGCAGUGGCUGAGCUGAAGGGGGAGCUGGAGAGUCUGCAGUACAGGGAGCACAGGAGAGUGGCUGUACAGGGUCACGUGGCUGCUGUGCAGUUCCACAUCUGGCCACCACACAGCCAUCGGCAGCAGGAGGGUGUCUCAGUACGAGGGGUCAGCAACACUGUAGCUGCCAUUCAUUCCUCCACAAAGGAUGAGAUGACUCUGUCACAGAGAGAAACAGAUUCAACCUCACCUGAUUCGGAUAUUACAGUCUCACCCAAACGUAGGAGAGUGCAGACAGGCUCUAGAGUGCAUUGUCAGUAUUUCACCAGAUCCAAAAUGCAGUCCAACAGGUACAAUGCAGGUAUGCAGGUGGCCUUUACCUCUCAUGAAGAGGAAGAAGAACAACAACAGGAUGAAGGGGAGUUGGAGUCAGACGAAUCUGAGGAGACUGACCAGACAUCGCAAGUCCCAGAUGUACAGCAAGCUGCUAGCCACCCCAUUGCAUUAUGGGAGAGCAGAGUCUGGCCGUUAGUGAAACAGCAAGUGGCAGAUCACAUUUGCUGUGGCAGACUCGAUCAGGAAAGUAUUCCUGAAAAAUUCCACUUUGACGACAGAGAAGUUCUACUACAUGACCUCAACCUGAGCCCAGCGAGAUGGAACCCCGAUCUGACCUCACAGACACACACGCACACACCUGUGGCCUGCCCCGGUUACUUCAUGCUCACAGUUCUGGGGCUGAAUCAAACGGCUGCAGUAGAUGUUCUGUUUGUGCCCGUCGCCUCAUCUGAUGACCCCAGAGCUGCUGGAGUGCCACACACUCAGCAUGACAACUCACUGCUGUCCUGCAUUUCAUCAGGACGUCUGUGUGUUCGGCCAGACGGCAGCUUUCCCGCACCAGGUUCGUUGAUGAGUUCUGCCCCUACACUGGAGUCAGAGCGUGUGGUGUGUAUUGUUGAUCUGUGUCUGCUUGGAGAAGGCAGGGUGGAAAUGAUCUGCUCUAAACUCUACAGGACAGCGGACAUCUGCCAGCCCAACAGCACUCAAUGAGAGGACACGUCUAACAAAAAAAAAUCAAUCAUGCAAAAGA
Rhinichthys klamathensis goyatoka is the source of this 2673-nucleotide messenger RNA. RefSeq names its product RPA1 related single stranded DNA binding protein (gene radx). Gene Ontology annotation, molecular function: single-stranded DNA binding. The coding region runs from base 87 to 2633 and encodes 848 amino acids. The record is from RefSeq and is a predicted model, not a curated record. The transcript has 16 exons. Gene Ontology annotation, cellular component: replication fork. Gene Ontology annotation, biological process: regulation of DNA repair. Lineage: Eukaryota; Metazoa; Chordata; Actinopteri; Cypriniformes; Leuciscidae.